AGAAAUGCACGUUCCUCGGCAUUUGGUUUUGAUUUGGAACGAGUAAUACGACAAUCUUUUCCAUUCCUAUGUGUCUCCUCCUUCCUUCCAUACCCUCCAAAUUAUCACCAAAACAAAGAUUCAACACAUUCAAAUCCUAAUCAUCAUUUCCCACAUUCCAUUUUAAUCACUGUAACAUUGCAGCAAUCGUGCAUGCAUUACAGUCUACUACCAUAAAGUAAUGGUUUUAUGGGUGGUUGUUGAAUCUUUUUUUUUUUUUCGUUUAGUAAUGAUUUUAUUGCCAUUCGUGGUUUUUGUACAGCAGAACUGUUAGAUAGACCAUUUGUCUUCAAGCUUUUCAUCUGAAAGGGGGUUCUCUCUAUAAAUCUUGUUCUGAUAAAAAAUCUCUCUUCCAGGGAAGGAGGAGGGUGUUUUUAGAUUCCUGACAGGAUGAGAGGAGCUGUUCUUGUAGCCCUUGCUGCUGCAGUGGGGAAUAUGUUACAAGGAUGGGACAAUGCAACCAUUGCAGGGUCCCUUCUUUACAUCAAGAGAGAGUUCAAUUUGCAGACACAACCGACCAUGGAAGGGCUAAUUGCAGCCGUGGCACUUAUCGGAGCCACCAUUAUUACAAUAUUCACGGGACCAGUAUCAGAUUUACUUGGAAGGCGCCCAAUGUUGAUCAUUUCUGCAAUUAUGUACUUCCUUAGUGGUCUAGUGAUGGUAUGGGCUCCUAAUGUUUAUAUCCUUAUUUUGGGAAGAGUAUUAGAUGGGUUUGGGACCGGUCUUGCUGUUACUCUUGUUCCAGUAUACAUAUCUGAAACAGCCCCACCAGAAAUCAGGGGACAAUUAAAUACUUUUCCUCAGUUCAUGGGUUCAGGAGGAAUGUUUGUUUCAUACUGUAUGGUAUUUGGAAUGUCGUUGAUGGACACACCAAACUGGCGGUUGAUGCUUGGGGUUCUAUCAAUUCCUUCUAUUGGUUAUCUUGCAUUGACAAUCCUUUUCUUGCCUGAAUCUCCACGAUGGCUAGUGAGUAAAGGAAAGAUGCGCGAGGCCAGACAGGUUUUGCAGAGACUUCGAGGCAGGGAAGAUGUUUCAGGUGAGUUGGCAUUGCUAGUUGAAGGUCUUGGAGUUGGUCGUGAAGGAUCUAUAGAGGAGUACAUAAUUGGACCAGCAAAUGAUGGUGAACCCAAUGAGAAAGGUCAAGUGAAAUUGUAUGGAACUGAAGAGGGUAUAUCAUGGAUGGCUAAACCUGUUACUGGACAGAGUAAUCUUGGCAUGGUGUCUCGUCAUGGAAGCAUAGUAAACCAAAGUGUGCCUUUUAUGGAUCCUCUUGUUACUCUCUUUGGAAGUGUUCAUGAGAAUCUUCCACCAAUGGGAAUGGGAAGCAUGCGCAGUAUGCUUUUUCCAAGCACAGGAAGCAUGUUGAAUAUUAUAGGAAAUCAAGCAAGAACUGAACACUGGGAUGAAGAGAACCCAAGGGAUAACGACGACGACUCUGCUUUAGAAGCUGACAAUGCUGAUUCUGAUGACAAUAUGCGAAGCCCCUUGCUGUCACGCCAACAGUCUAGCGCAGAGAAGGAUUCUAUCCGGCCUGCCAAUGGCAGCAUGUUAGGAUUUGGGCACAAUAGCAGCCUCUUUAGUGCUGUAGGUGAAGAAGGCAAUGUGGGUAUUGGUGGUGGCUGGCAACUAGCAUAUAAAUACUCCGAGAAGACAGGUAAAGAUGGCAGAAAGGAAGGAGGGCUCCAGAGGAUGUAUCUGAAACAGGAAGGCCUGGCAGGUUCUCGGGGAGGGUCACUCCUUUCAAUUGCUGGUGGUGAUAUUUCUCAGGACGGGGAGUAUGUGCAAGCUUCUGCUCUAGUCAGUCAAGCUGCUGUUCGCUCUAGGGAAGUACUUAGUCAGAUUCCAAACAAGCCAGCAGUGACUCAAACAUCAGAAUCACCUGCUAGAGGAUCAAGUUGUACGGAUCUUUUUGAACCUGGUGUUAAACGCGCAUUGAUUGUUGGAGUAGGCCUUCAGUUGCUUCAACAGGUCUCUGGAAUAAAUGGAGUUCUUUACUACACUCCUCAAAUUCUGGAGCAAGCAGGCGUGGCAGUUCUUUUAUCAAACAUGGGCUUGAGAUCAGACUCUGCAUCUCUCUUCAUAAGUCUUCUCACAGCAUUCUCAGUGCUGCCUUGCAUAAUUGUUGCCAUGAGAUUGAUGGAUAUAGCAGGCAGAAGGUCAAUAAUGUUAUACACAAUCCCUGUCUUGGUAGUGUCACUGGCUGCUUUAGUACUUGCCAACAUCAUCCAAGUUAGCUCAGUUUUACAUGCACUAAUCUCGACAGGAAGUGUUGUGAUGUACAUAAGCUUCUUUGUGAUGGGAUUUGGAGCAAUUCCUAACAUAAUCUGUGCAGAAAUAUUCCCAACGAGCGUGCGUGGGCUUUGCAUCACACUGUGUGCUCUUACGUAUUGGCUUGGAGACAUCGCAAUCACUUACUUGCUUCCUAUUCUGCUAAACUCCAUUGGCCUUUCUGGUGUCUUUACAAUCUUUGCCAUUUUCUGCAUUGUGUCAUGGUUAUUUGUUUUCCUCAAGGUUCCUGAGACAAAAGGCAUGCCUCUUGAGGUCAUAUCUGACUUCUUUGCUGCGGGUGCAACUGCAAUCCCCAAAAAUGACUGACUUCAUCAUCCUGAAUUUUAGCUGUUUCAGAAUACAUGUGCUGCUCAAUUUCUGUUAGGGUCAUUCUUCAAAAUUGAAUUAGCUUAAAAUAAUAUCAUGAUUACUAUA
Ricinus communis (castor bean) is the source of this 2742-nucleotide messenger RNA. Its product is annotated as monosaccharide-sensing protein 2. NCBI's taxonomy places the organism in Eukaryota, Viridiplantae, Streptophyta, Magnoliopsida, Malpighiales, Euphorbiaceae. Bases 430 to 2634 code for a protein of 734 amino acids. The record is from RefSeq and is a predicted model, not a curated record. Gene Ontology annotation, cellular component: membrane. Gene Ontology annotation, molecular function: myo-inositol:proton symporter activity. The transcript has 5 exons. Gene Ontology annotation, biological process: transmembrane transport.